UCUAGCUAAUGAAAUGGAGAAAAUGCACAUUAAACGUUUCUAAAUGUGAAUUUCACAACUGUACUUAUGCAUGAAAGCCUUUAUGAGGAUUUAAUGAUUAAAAGUACAUGUCUUUCUCUAUCAACUGGUCUGUAAGCGGAGUGUGAUAGAGUCGUUUCCUCUGCUCUCAUGAGCCAUUAGCAUGCUAGCAUGCCCUCUGAUUUUAUAUCUCUCCUGAGCGCCGAUAUCGACCCCGGUUCACCCAAAUCCCUCUAUUCCAAAGAGUCAGUGUAUGACCUACUCCCUAAAGAGUUGCAGUUGCCCUUGGCCGUUCAGCAGGAGAACUCCACUAUGAGCCAGAAGAGCGGUGGAGAGGCUGGACCUCAUCUUCCAGAUGCCCUGGUCUCAGGUACCACACCUACAGAUGCUGCUGCCACCUGCACCGUCGCCUCCCCUGGAGGCCUCAGCAGUACACUUCCUUCCUGUCCCAGCAUGCUCUCUGCUACCUCAAUCCAAGAGCAGACCUCCAGGAUCCACAGUGGUCCCACGGCAGAAGGAAUGGGAGAUGAACAUGGACCAGUGUUGGCCAUAACCGGGGUUGCUGUGAGUGAUGCUGUCGGAUCCACACAGACCCAGGCAACCCCCUCGAAACGACGGACCAUCCUGAGUAUCUCUCCACCUCCAGAAGAUUUGUUGGAUGACAGUCGCAUGUCCUGCCAGGAUGACCAGCUGCCCAACCCAGACUCCGAGCAGAGCGGUAGCAUGUGGAUGGACGAGUCUGUGUCCAACUUCAGUUUAGCCAGCAACAGUUCAUACAACGACAAUACUGAAGUGCCCCGAAAGUCUCGCAAGAGAACUCCUCGCCAGCGGCCGGGGCCAAAACCUGCAGCCCGGGAAGAAGCUGGCAUGGAUGUGUUUGAUGCAGACAGUGCCAAAGCACCACACUUUGUCCUUUCUCAACUGGGUUCAGACACCAAAGUCACACCCAAAGCAAGCUCCCUGGAAGUGUCGAACCAUCUGAAAGGUGGUGUUCUUUCCAUUCAGUACCCGCAGAAGAGUGAAGGAAAGGAGCUAAAGAUUUUGAUUCAGCCGGAGACUCAGCACAGAGCCCGAUACCUCACAGAGGGCAGCAGAGGAUCCGUCAAAGACCGUACACAGCAAGGAUUCCCUAAAAUCAAAUUAGAGGGAGUCAAUGAACCGGUGGUGCUCCAAGUUUUUGUGGCUAAUGACGCUGGGCGUGUGAAACCUCAUGGGUUUUAUCAAGCCUGCAGAGUGACUGGGCGCAACACGAUGGCCUGUAAGGAGGUGGAUAUCGAGGGGACCAUAGUAAUUGAAGUAAACCUCGACCCGAGCACUGCUAUGACGCUAGCAGUGGACUGUGUUGGAAUCUUGAAGCUGAGGAAUGCAGAUGUUGAAGCUCGUAUAGGGGUUGCCGGAUCCAAAAAGAAGAGCACUCGCGCUCGCUUGGCCUUCAGAGUCAACAUCUCAAGACCAGAUGGAUCUGUCCUAACCCUCCAGACUCUCUCUUCUCCCAUCCUAUGUACUCAACCUGCUGGAGUGCCUGAAAUCCUAAAGAAGAGUCUUCACAGUUGCUCUGUCACAGGAGGAGAGGAGGUCUUUAUUAUCGGCAAGAAUUUCCUCAAAGGAACAAAAGUUGUUUUUCAGGAAAAUUCUUCAGAUGAGAGUGGCUGGCAAGCUGAAGCAGAAAUUGAUAUGGAACUUUUCCAUCAGAAUCAUCUAGUGGUGAAGGUUCCUCCAUAUCAUGACCAGACAGUGACCUCCCCAGUGUCUGUAGGCAUUGCCGUGGUGACAGACGCAGGGAGAACGCAUGAUCUACAGCCUUUUAACUACAAUCCUCUAACAGAGAAAGUUGAUAUUCCAGUGAAGUCAGAAUUGCCAGCCACAAUCAAGACUUGCACUUUUGAAGAGCAGAUAAAAGCAAUGCGAACUGAGACCAGAUGUCUAAACAAUGUUGUAAUUUUACCUGUGGUCAAACGAGAAGAACCUAUGGAAGUCUCCUGCAACGCAACAUCUUCAAACAUUUUCAAGCCUGUAGAGGCCCUUAGUUCAACCCAACAAAUCCUGGAGAUAAAUACCGUCCUGCCCUCUGGCAGUAAGUCUUUUCCGAGCCCUGUGCCACUGCAACCUGUUGACUCACAACAGCCUGCGGCUCAAAUUUUUACUCAAGAAACCUUGUCCACCAUUCCGAAGCAGGACAUUUCUUCACCUGCAUCGUUCCAAGUGUCCGUAUCUGAAGACACAACAGUUCUUCAGCCUGUUCCUCCACAGGUCCCUCAGCAAUUCCUGCGGGAAACUCCAGAGACUUUGUCUCCAGAAGACAACAGUGCAGAUGGAAGUGGAAUGGUAUUAGUGGGCAUAGAGUCUCAGUCUCCAUCCCAGCAGCCACAGGUUCAGACACUUUUGCCCCAGGAAGGGGUUACACAGUUGGAGAGAGCAGUACGAGAGCUGCAAGCACAGCAGCAGCUAAAUUCUGUGCUUUACAGCCCAGCACUGUCAGCAGAGAGUCUCCAGCAACACGUCCAGGAAAAUAUGAACAGUUUAAGACUGGGUGGAAAUGAGAGUACCUUAAUCAACCAGCAACAGCAGCAGAAAGAGCAGAAUAUACUGGAAAAUCUGCAACAGCAGCAACAGAAGGCACUUGUGGAUCUUCAACAUCAACAGACAGUCCUUGAAAAUUUGCAGCAACAUCAGAAAGUCCUUGAAAACCUUCAGCAACAGGCUCUUGGUAACUUGCAGCAACAGCAAACACACAACAAAGUUUUAGAGAGCCUGCAGCAUCAACAUCAGCACCAGAAAGUUCUUCAGAACAUUCAGCAACAAAGUUCUUUAGUCACUCUGCAGCAUCAAAAAUUUCUAGAUAAUCUCCAACAGCAGCAACAGCAUCAGAAGAAUCUAGAAACACUACAGCAUCAGGAAGUAUUAGAGAACCUAAAGCAGCAAUUGCAGUCGGAACUCUUGCAGACACAAAUUCAAAUGCAGUGCACACCCACCUUCACUAGCAAUCCACAAAGCUCCACACAGGCUAGUGCUUUAUCACAACCCUCUGAAGGUUUUCUCCAGAACCCACCCCAGCAGCAAAUGCAGCAGCAGAAUUCCCUAUUCCAACAGACAGGUGGUCUUAUGACCAUUCAAACAUCCAACUUUCUGCAGCAACCAUCAUCUCAACCCUCGCCUCCACAGCAGCUUUUUCAGAGUCAUAAUCCCUUGACUGAAACACAAGACUCACAAACAGUACUCUUUGGAACCACAAAGGCACCACAGGUCCAAGCAAACUUAUUCCCUGGUACUAUGACAAUGCUAACAAGUACCAAUCUACAGUCAGAGCAGCAGGCUCCCUCAACUAGCAUGUUUAUUGCACAAAGUGUGUUGCCUAGCCAACUACCAUUGGAUAAUAACCAGAACCAUCAGCAACAACAGAUAGCUUUUCUCACACCCAUGCAGACUUCUGGAACAGAAGCCCAGACUGUCUCACUUUUUCAGGAACAACCCCAGUUGUCCACCCCAAUGGAACAACAACAGUCCCCCCAACAACAACUGAUGGCUACAUCCCAACAAGCCUCUCUUUUCACAAAUAUGGCAACAAUAUCUCAAAAUCAAGCACAGCAACAAACACAGACUGGCAUAUUGUUCUGUACCAGAACCCUUAACCCCCAUGAUCUGCCCCAGGCUCUGCUAUUCAGUGGUCAGAACCAAGGUUCAUUAGGAAGUGAUCGCCUCCAAGAGAAUAUAUUUCAGGAGCAGCAACCCAUGCAAGUUGUCCCAAUUUCUGAAAAUGUUACUGUGAAUAAUUCUUCAAACCAACCCACAGUCCCUCCUGCCCAACCAAUUCAGAAUCCAUCAAUUAUAUUUUCCCAAGCCAGUGUUGUGAGUGUUGCCCCACAAGACUCAUCAGAGCCCAUGUCUUUUCAGGAUCAGACUUCGAUCGUGAGCAACUCAUCUACCAGUAUGCCUUCAACACAGUCAGAACUUUUUCAGGACCAGCAACCCAUGCAGGUUGUUCCGAGUACCACCAGCAUAACCCCCGUCUCCCCUACGGACCAACCUUCCAUCAACCUUUUUUUGCCUCAGUCAGCCAUUUCAGCUCUUCAAAGUGGAGUUAGUGCUCAAGAGUUACCUCCAACUGCCACAACAGCCACAAUCUUUAGUGGACCGGGUGGUGUGGCAGUGGGCGGUCUGCAGAACACCACACCUACACCCACUCAGCAGCCUCCCACACAACUCUUUCAGACAACUAUUGGGAGAACACUCAGCCAGCCUGGACAAGCAGGCCUGUUUCUCUUUGAGAUACCCAGUGAAUGUGGACAGCUAAUCAAUUCUCCUGGUCCAGCAUUAUCAGAUCAACUUGUAACAAUGGGACAUCCUGGAUCCGAUCAGAACCAGAGCCAACUUCAGACCAGUGCACAGAUUCAAACUUUAUUGGACCAGACCAGCAACCUUGAUGAUAAGAUAGAUGAACUUUUGGAACAAUUUCAAGAGCAAGGCAGGACGCUUCCUAGAGAUUUCUUGGACCAUUAA
Messenger RNA from Xyrauchen texanus (razorback sucker), 4515 nucleotides. RefSeq names its product nuclear factor of activated T-cells 5-like. NCBI's taxonomy places the organism in Eukaryota, Metazoa, Chordata, Actinopteri, Cypriniformes, Catostomidae. The transcript has 13 exons. Gene Ontology annotation, cellular component: transcription regulator complex. The record is from RefSeq and is a predicted model, not a curated record. Gene Ontology annotation, biological process: cytokine production; calcineurin-NFAT signaling cascade; regulation of transcription by RNA polymerase II. Gene Ontology annotation, molecular function: RNA polymerase II cis-regulatory region sequence-specific DNA binding; DNA-binding transcription factor activity, RNA polymerase II-specific; transcription factor binding. Bases 190 to 4515 code for a protein of 1441 amino acids.